UGCGCCUGCGUCCUGCUGAGGCGGGCACAGAGCAGCUAUUGUUAGCCCACAGGUUGUCUCACACUUGAUCCGCGUCUACCUGUUGUCUCUUUAUCGCUGUUGUUUGCUUCAAAAGUCGAGAAGCCAGCCGCGGCUAGGUGAGACAAGGGAAAGGUGUCCUCGGUGGGAAUUAAGGAAGGAAGUAAGGAAGAAAAAAGCGCUCGACGCGGAAACAAGGAAGUAAAUAAGAGCGAGGAAGAUUGUUGGUCUUCAACAGGUUCAAAUGUUUUAGCGGUACCGACCAGCAAACGACAAAGAAAAUGCCGCUGGGGCCGUGGAGGAAGAAAAACAAGUCGCCCAAGGAGCACCUGGUGGACAACGAGGAGGUCGUUGGCGGUCAAGCAGGUGCCGGGGGCUCGCUCACUAAAUCCGCCGUCAAUGGCGCCGGGCUGCCGCCUCCGCCCGCCAACCUGCGGCCCAAACUGGUCUUCCACACGCAGCUGGCCCACGGAAGUCCCACCGGCAGGAUCGAGGGCUUCACCAACGUCAAAGAGCUGUACGCCAAGAUAGCAGAUGCCUUCAAUAUCAGCCCACCAGAGAUCCUCUUCUGCACCCUCAACACCCACAAGAUUGACAUGGACAAGCUGCUGGGGGGCCAGAUCGGCCUGGAGGACUUUAUCUUUGCCCACGUCAAAGGGAUCAAGAAGGAGGUGGAAGUGUUUAAGUCUGAGGACGCCCUCGGCCUCACCAUCACUGACAACGGAGCAGGAUAUGCCUUCAUCAAGCGCAUCAAGGAGGGCAGCGUGGUGGACAAGGUGAAGGUGAUCUGCGUGGGCGAUCACAUCCAGUGCAUCAACAGUCGCAACAUCAUCGGCACGCGGCACUAUGAGGUGGCCCGCAUGCUCAAAGAGUUACCUCGAGAUGAGACCUUCACCCUCAAGCUGGUGGAGCCCAUGAAGGCCUUUGAAAUGCUGGAGCCCAGGUCCAAGACAGGUAGCAAGCCCAGUGGUGACGGCAAGAUCGCAAACGGCAAGGGAACGCUAAGACUUCGCUCCAAGGGACCAGCGACGGUAGAAGAUGAGCCAACAGAGUUUGAGGAGAAAGCAGUGAAGAAGGUGGAUGAUCUACUGGAGAGCUACAUGGGCAUCAGAGACACUGAACUUGCUGCCACCAUGGUGGAGGUGGGCCGGGACAAGAAGAACCCGGACGAGUUUGCCAUGGCAUUGGACGAGACGCUCGGCGACUUUGCUUUCCCAGACGAGUUUGUCUUUGACGUUUGGGGUGCCAUUGGAGAUGCCAAGCACGGGAGGUUCUAACCCCCCCCCCCCAACACACACCUCCUCUUUUUAUCCUAUUACACCUUUUUUAAUCCCAGAGGAAGCUCAAGUGGUGAUAGUGAGGACUGGUAAAGGUCUGUGAAACGUGCACUUACCCCCUUUCUCCUACACGGUACCUAAUCUUUAAAUGCGUUUUUAACUCUUGCUAGCUGUGUCAUUUGGAAUGCCAAGAUCACGCAGCUUUUUAGCGCUUUUUUUCAUAAGAGUUGUGGGAGUUGUUUGGCGCAAUGGUUGAAGUCCACGGUGCCAUGUCUUUCCUGGUAUGGAGCCUUGCAGCACACAAAUAGUGAAAAAAAAUCAUAGAUUCAAAUGUCUUCACACUGCUGGACUUUGUAGUCCUUGGCUGGUUUCUGUCUUCACCUCACUUAUUUAGGCAUAAAUAAUCUGUUGUAAUACACGGAAAUGUCUGGAAUGUGAUAAGCUCCAUCCAAAGUCUCACAUGCAUGGACACCAAACUUAUUCAUUUGCUGAACAUAUUUUCUUCUUAAACUUAAAUUGAGACAAGCAAUCCUGUUUAGGUCAAUCGUUACACUAAACGAUCAAAAAAAUAUCUACAUCUUAGCUACUUAGCUACUAUCUUAUCUACACACACAAUUGGAUUGUUCAUCAUUCCUUUCCUGUUCUAAUAUUACCAUCACAUUUGCCAUCAGUGGUACCUUUCUGUGGUGGCAUUCCAAAAGAACCCAAAGGAAAAGCAAAGUACACUUGAUUAUUAGUAUUCAGCAUGCGGUUCUGGGGCCAUUUAAGGCCUGCAGCACAUUAUAAAAAAAAACAUCUUAAAGACGAAAACACUACCACUACUACUACUAAUAAUAAUACGCUGUCACUUCCAACAUGAAGCUGCAGGCUGUUUUUUUUCCCUUGAAAAUAAAGUCAUCCCUCGUUUAUAUCAGUUGGUUCCAGACCCGACUGCGAUAUAAGA
Messenger RNA from Doryrhamphus excisus (bluestripe pipefish), 2238 nucleotides. It is a transcript of the gene gipc2, whose product is annotated as GIPC PDZ domain containing family, member 2. Gene Ontology annotation, molecular function: protein binding. The record is from RefSeq and is a predicted model, not a curated record. Lineage: Eukaryota; Metazoa; Chordata; Actinopteri; Syngnathiformes; Syngnathidae.